AUGAACAAGCACUGGACUUUCAAUGCGAUCUACGGCGUCGUCGACCCUCAAGCCAUCAAAUUCAAGGACAUCGAGUUGAACGCGAUGAAAAACCUCGGCGCGCGCACGAGCACCGGCGGAGGCUCUCUUCGUUCGUUCACGGCACCGUCCUGGAAGGGCACCGUGCACGUCCAUUAA
Messenger RNA from Epithele typhae, 177 nucleotides. RefSeq lists its product as uncharacterized. The record is from RefSeq and is a predicted model, not a curated record. The coding region runs from base 1 to 177 and encodes 58 amino acids. The transcript is spliced from 2 exons. Lineage: Eukaryota; Fungi; Basidiomycota; Agaricomycetes; Polyporales; Epitheliaceae.